Sinocyclocheilus rhinocerous is the source of this 1859-nucleotide messenger RNA. RefSeq lists its product as uncharacterized. The coding region runs from base 381 to 1859 and encodes 492 amino acids. NCBI's taxonomy places the organism in Eukaryota, Metazoa, Chordata, Actinopteri, Cypriniformes, Cyprinidae. The record is from RefSeq and is a predicted model, not a curated record. The transcript is spliced from 4 exons.
GCCUACGCAUGUUCCCCACACACAAACAAACAGAAAUAGCGAACGAAGUGGGACAGACUUGCCUUUUCCAGGUGUAGCCGCAGGGUGGGAGUCACUUUACCCACCACUCUGUUCGUGAGGGGGCAGGACUCAAAGGGAGGAGGAGGUUUAUCAGAUGGUUUGUCUGCUUUUGGGUGUCUAUUGAAUCUGACGUUCUGCUCUGCGCUCUCAGAUGAGAAACGACUCCCACCAAAAUCGCAACUUUUUUGUUGCAUCAUAAGCCCAAAAUUCGUCGGAUAAACUUGAACAUUUUUAAAGAGGUUUUGUGCUGUUUUCGCAAAGUGUAUUUCUUGUGAUUGCGUGCCACCGAGGCUGGAACUUUUCCCUGGACUGAAGUCAGGAUGUCAGAUAUCUCAGUCAAUGACCAUCUGGAGGGGAUAUUGUCUGAUUUUGAGGCUCUGAAGAGGUCCUUUGAUAUUGAUGAUGUGAACGAGAUUCCCACAUUCUCCUCUACAUCUUCUGUCACAUCUCCCAUCAGCCCGAGUGCUAUCCUCAACAAGACAAAUGAUGUGAGGAGUCCAGGGAACCAAGUGUCUCCUCCUUAUCGCUCCAGGAUUAGUAUCAGCUGCAGUCCUGCCCAGAGCCCCGUUAUGAGAAAUAGGAUGGUUUCCAGUCUCUCCUUCAACCGAGGGACAAUGGGAAAACCCACUAUCAGUGCCAAUACUGGGAUCAACCGAGCUGCCUCUUUUCAAAACAAAUUCAACCCCAACGGCUUCACUUCGUCUUCCGGGCCAGGAAGUGACAAUGACAGUCUCCAUAGCUCGUCUUCCAGCCUGGAGUACCAGGCCUCUUCAAAACUCUGCUCCUACACAAGCCCUCCCCAGAGUCCUGUUGGUGUUGGGGAAUUCAAAGCCCAACGUUUAGGCAGCCCUGCCCUGAAGAAGUUCUCCUCACAUGGAAACAUGUUCCAUUCAGAGCUGGAGGGUCCUCUGGUCAUUUCAACUGAACCCAUGAGUAUUAGCCAUGGCUCCAUGCCUUCUUUGGACCUCCAGAUGGAGACUGCAGGAAUGAGACAAGUGAUUUCGCCUGGAUCACGAUUCACCAAUACAGGUCUGCAGUGGAGUCCCCAUAACAUCCAGAACAGCAGUUCCUUUGCAAGAGACUCCUCUAUCAACAGCCAGCCACCUAAGCCUAAAGAUCCGGUUCGCCUCAACAAGUUCCCUCUUGACCUUGAUAACUUGGUUUUCAAGUCUCAGACGGAAUCCACAGGAGCACCUAAACCACCUCCAAGAUUCCACACGCUAUCCAACAGUCCCACUGUCUCAGCAAGUCCCUCUGCAUCCAUCAGCAGCCUGGACAGCGCCGACCUACCCAUGGCCCACAACAACAACAACAGCAUCAUUGAAAAGAAAGAGCCCAUCACUCCUCCUGGAGCUAUCCCAGUACCCAACAUCAGCAAAUCUCCAGUGCCUCUGUCUCCAGCCCAGACUCCACAGUUCAACGUGGUCUCUAAGCCCCAAGUGGUCCAGGUGGCCCCUGCUUCACCUUCCCUGUCAGGACGGAUGGAGAUCAGCAAUGAUAUCGAUCAGGACGAUGUCCAUGCCAAAGAGAGCGUGGGUUCCAUAUUACAGCGAAUCGCCUCUUUCUCCAAAGUGGAGACUAAGGUGCCAGUGUCUGAGCCAAGUCAGGCCAUCCCCCUGAGUAAUGGCAUCAAAAAAGACUCACCAGCAAUACAACGUAAGGAGCUCAAGAGAUCAGAAGCUCUGAAGAGGUCCUUUGAUAUUGAUGAUGUGAACGAGAUUCCCACAUUCUCCUCUACAUCUUCUGUCACAUCUCCCAUCAGCCCGAGUGCUAUCCUCAACAAGACAAAUGAUGAUUAG